UGUCCGAUCAGUGGUCCGGAACGGGCGAGAGACCAUGAGCCCAGAAGGCACAACGCGACGGCCGACUCAUAGACAGCACUGGCACACGACGUCGACAGCUUCGCUGCAAGGAAGGUGUUCUUCAAGAAGGUGCAGGAUGCCCGGGAGCUCAACGUCAAACGCCAAAAAGGGUCUUCUGGAGCGUCUUCAGGAUGGCGUGGUGAUCGGCGACGGAGGCAUGAUGUCGGAAAUGUGCAGACGAGGAUACGCGAUUACCGGCAUAUGGACGCCCGAGGUGUGUGUCCAGCACCCGUCAGCAGUGCGAGAGCUGCACCGGGAGUUUGCCAGGGCAGGCGCCGGCGUGCUUCAGGCGCUCAACUUCUACUCCAACGACCAGAAGAUGAAAGAGCGCGGCCUCGACUGCACCGUGGAGGAGAUCAACCGCGCGGCGUGCAGGCUGGCUCGGGAGGUGGCGGAGGAGGGCGACCAGCUCAUCUCGGCCUCCCUGACAGCCACACCCGUGUUCGAGAGCGGCGCCUCGGACGAUGACGUCAUUGCCGACUACAAACAACAGCUGAAACCCAUCAUGGAAGAAGGCGUGGACUUCAUCGUUUGUGAGUGGCUGUUUGACAUCCGUGAAAUGGAGCUGGCGAUUGCGGCCGGCCGCAGCACCGGCCUGCCGGUGGUCGCCUGUAUGACGAUCGGCACGCGCGGCGACCGCAACGGCGUGUCGCCCGAACAGUGCGCGCUGAGGAUGGCCAGCGCAGGCGCCGACGUCGUUGGUAUGAACUGCGCGGUGGGUCCACGUAACGCUCUGGCCACGAUUCGGCGCAUGCGGCUCGCUCUGGAAUCGGCCGGCCUGAGCCGCCCGCUGAUCGUUCAGCCUAACGGUCUGAAGACACCCGACGACGGGACGGAGGCACACCACCUGCCCGGCUGGCCCCUCGCCAUGGAGCCGCACGUCAUGAACCGGCUCGAGGCGAGGGCCUUCGCUCGCGAGGCCUACAAGGAAGGCGUGCGCUACAUCGGCGGCUGCUGCUACAGUACCGUUUACCACAUCAGGGCGAUGGCCGAGGAACUGCAGGAGGAAGCCGGCGGUGUCGCGCCUCUGGCCUCGCACAGCGGCGGCUGGGCCCCGGAGCUGGCCAAUAACGACGACCCGGAGGUGGCAAAGAGAUCUACGAAGGAAUAUUGGAUGAACGUCUGUCCCACGGCGGUGGAGCCCAAGCCAGCUGCUGAGUUUAUGGCCGGUUGGGCCGACUGCUGCGGCUGCUGAAUUCAUGGCCGGCUAGGCGCACAAAGGCUCCUGAGUUUAUGAACGACUGCGCGCACAGCAGCAGCACUGCUGCUGAGUUCAUGGCCGGCUGAGCUGAUAGCAACUGCUGAGUUUAUGCCCGGCUGGGCCGACCCCUGCGGCUGCUGAGUUUAUGGCCGAUACAGCAGUUGCUGAGUUCAUGGCCGGCUGGGCAUACAGAAGCAGCACUCCAAAGGCUCUGAAUAUUAGCUGGCGGUCGUCAGAGAGUCCUUUGCCAUAUUCACGGGUACCUAAUCAUUAAACGUUCCUAUGGGACUCUUGUACUCCCCAUGAUGCUGGGUAUAGUGUAGUGAUAAGAGUACUCCUGUUCAAGAAAGGUCUCCUUCAUGAAUAAAAUGAUUAAAAUGCAACGCCU
Messenger RNA from Amphibalanus amphitrite, 1649 nucleotides. Its product is annotated as betaine--homocysteine S-methyltransferase 1-like. NCBI's taxonomy places the organism in Eukaryota, Metazoa, Arthropoda, Thecostraca, Balanomorpha, Balanidae. The transcript has 10 exons. Gene Ontology annotation, molecular function: betaine-homocysteine S-methyltransferase activity; zinc ion binding. The coding region runs from base 35 to 1255 and encodes 406 amino acids. The record is from RefSeq and is a predicted model, not a curated record.